This is a messenger RNA of Suillus paluster, 890 nucleotides long. RefSeq lists its product as uncharacterized. The coding region runs from base 151 to 564 and encodes 137 amino acids. The transcript has 2 exons. The record is from RefSeq and is a predicted model, not a curated record. Lineage: Eukaryota; Fungi; Basidiomycota; Agaricomycetes; Boletales; Suillaceae.
AUGCUAAGAAAACAGCGCCACCUAUAGGCCUUAGGGCGGUUAGGAGCAUCUAGGCCUGGCCUUGUGUCAUCCCUCGAGAAGACGAGCAUCACGUUGCCAUCUGCCAACUUAACAAAGCCUGUCGCGUUUACGUUUCAUCUUGAUGCACGCAUGGAAGGGCGUAAAGGUGAAUUCGAGAAGCUCGCAGGCUCGGCUAACGAGCAGGGCCAUAUGGAGAGGCUACACCGACAAAGGCAUCCUGUGCCCGAUUUCAAGGCACUACACGAGGCUCACCAAGCGUCUCUUGCAUGUCGUAAAGAACACCUCGUCGCGAUAGUUCCCGGACCACCGAUAAUGCUUAGCACCGAAAUUCGGGCGAGAGAGAGGGAGAAAUUCGAUCAAAUGAUGCGAAUGAAGGAAGAGGAGAUUGAGCGAGCAAAAGAGGAGCGCCGAAGACAACGAGAUGCGGAAGAAGAAAGGGAGAUCAAGGAACUCCGCAAGCGAGCGAUUCCUAAGGCCAACGAGGUUCCAGAGUGGUAUGCUGACAUGCCGAAGAAAGGAGGCAGUGUAGGAGGAUCAGGAUAGUGGAAAGCGUCAUAGAUCAUAUAAUGGUUGUCAGGUGGAGAUCGAGAAUGGCGAGUGUACGCAAUAUUUUUUUCGUUAUCUGUGCAGCAUGUCUUUUUACAUCAUCACUUCGGAGUCAUCACCCUUUCAAGUCCAUGGCUACUUACUUGACCGGAUAUGAUACCUCGCAGAUAGGACAACGCCGGUGACACAAUGAAGUAGCUUAAGUUAUUCUGGGAUGUUUGAACGGGGAAGAAGUCUGGGAAGACCUCGCGUUUAAACGCAUUAUGGCCGGUGCAAAGUACCAUUCAAGGCUUGAGAAGGCUUGAUGGCAUCGUGACCGAUUG